AUGGCUGUCUCAAUCUCUGUCUUGUCUUCAUGUCUAUUCGUGUUUGUUUUCAUCCUCCCUCGACUAUGGUCUCGGUAUCAAUUCAACAAAAAAUACAGGCUCCCUCAUGUCGUCCCUGGUUGGCCGAUCAUCGGGAACUCCCUGGAUGUGCCCUUCCCUGGGGGAAUGUGGGGUGUAGAGACCGCGCGAAAAUAUGGAGAGAUGUACACAUGCUACCUUGGGGGUCGUGCCAUCGUCUUCCUCAAUUCAUCGCGCGUGGUAAAUGACCUCCUGGAGAAGCGUGCCGCGAUAUAUUCAUCCCGCCCAUUCCGUCCUAUGUGCCAAGACAUUAUGUCCGGUGGUGCACGCAUGCUUCUGAUGCCUCACUCUGACAGAUGGCGGAACCAGAGAAAGAUCAUGCACUCAAUCCUGAACAAUCGACAGGCGGAGACAAAGUUCAUUGCUUACCAAGAGCUAGAAUCGAAGCAGCUGGUCUACGACUACAUGACAGAUCCAGAAAAUUUCCACUUGGCAAAUCAGCGCUUUUCGAAUUCUGUCAUCAUGAGCGUGGUGUUUGGGAGAAGGGCGGCCAUCGACGAUCCUGAACUCAAGGCAAUUCUCGAAUCGGUUGCUGUCCUAGCAGAGUAUCUGUUCAACCCGCUGAAGAACAUCUGCGAUGCAUUCCCAUGGCUGUCCAACCUUCCAAAACCUCUGCAGUGGUGGAGACCGGCUGGGGAGGCAUACUUCAAGAGGACUCGUGCUCUGUACAAAGGCGAAUACGACCGUCUCGUCAAGAAGAUGGAAAACGGGACUGCGCGCCCUUGCUUCGCGGUUGAGGUAGAGCAAGGCGCCGCGAAAAAAGAAUUCGCCAUCGAUGAGACAGAAAAGUUGUUCGUUUUCAGCACCCUGUUGGAAGCUGGAAGUGACACCUCGCGGAAUGCCAUCACGCAAGCAGUGGCAGCUAUGGCCGCCUACCCAGCAUGGGUGAUCAAAGCAAGAGCAAUGCUAGACGAAGUGUGCGGUGCAGACGCCGAACGCCUCCCCUCUCUUUCCGAUCGAGAGGGGCUACCAUACAUCACAGCAGCGGCAAAGGAGUGUCUCCGCUGGCGGCCCUUUAUCCAAACUGGUGUGCCACAUAUGCUCGUCCAGGAUGACGAGUAUGAAGGAUACAAAUUUCCUGCUGGGACGCAGUUCUGCUGGAACGCUUACGCGAUUGCGUUGAACGAAGGCGAUUAUGCGGAUCCAAUGACUUUCUCCCCAGAGCGCUUCAUGGACGCGGAUUUGAACAACCCUUUGAAGGGGCAUUGGUCUUUUGGGACUGGCCGUCGAGUAUGCGUGGGGUACAACGUUGGCGCCAAUAACAUAUGGAUUGCAAUCGCUUGUCUGAUCUAUUGCUUCGACAUCACGGAAGACCCAGACCACCCAAUCAAUACCCUCAACACCAACUGGGAAAUCCACAAAGAAGCCCCUUUCAAAGUAAAAAUCGCACCCCGUAGCCAGGCCCACAUCGAGCUCAUCAAGCGAAUCAGCAUCGAAGCAUUGACUGCUGAUUACUGA
Hyaloscypha bicolor E is the source of this 1536-nucleotide messenger RNA. RefSeq names its product cytochrome P450. Bases 1 to 1536 code for a protein of 511 amino acids. The record is from RefSeq and is a predicted model, not a curated record. The transcript has 5 exons. Gene Ontology annotation, molecular function: oxidoreductase activity, acting on paired donors, with incorporation or reduction of molecular oxygen; heme binding; iron ion binding. NCBI's taxonomy places the organism in Eukaryota, Fungi, Ascomycota, Leotiomycetes, Helotiales, Hyaloscyphaceae.